This is a messenger RNA of Rhincodon typus (whale shark), 3163 nucleotides long. Its product is annotated as inactive rhomboid protein 2-like. NCBI's taxonomy places the organism in Eukaryota, Metazoa, Chordata, Chondrichthyes, Orectolobiformes, Rhincodontidae. Gene Ontology annotation, molecular function: serine-type endopeptidase activity. Gene Ontology annotation, biological process: regulation of protein secretion; regulation of epidermal growth factor receptor signaling pathway. The transcript has 16 exons. The coding region runs from base 27 to 2270 and encodes 747 amino acids. The record is from RefSeq and is a predicted model, not a curated record. Gene Ontology annotation, cellular component: endoplasmic reticulum membrane.
AGGUGCUGAGCUGAGUUUGGCAAAGCAUGUCAUUGGACCAAGAUGCAGAGUCUGCUGGCAAACACCUGCCCAGCAAGAAGCCAACAUCUCCCUCCAUUUGCCCCCAAGGACAGCAGAAGCUCAGGACUGGAGUGAAGAGCCCAAGACCAGCUUUCUUCACGAGUGUCAGUGUGCCAGAUUCCAGGCACCCAGCUCGAGACGGUAUGUUGGUGACAAAGUCAGGAGUGUUCCAGCGACAGAACUCUAUCUCAAAGACCAUCCGCAGGAGCACAGCUGAGUGGUUCGGAUUGGGAACUGACUGUGAUUUGGAUCAACACAAUUGGCAACGUAAGAGCUGGAGACACUGUAGCCAAAGGUAUGGGAAGCUGAAAGCACAGUACCAGAGGAACAUGGGAAUUCCCAAUCUGGAAUCUGAUCCUUUUUUAACAGUGGAUUCACCAGAUCCCUGUAAAGUGCCAAAGAUCAUUGAUCCUUUUGCACAGGGCUGUGUGCUUCAAUAUGCUGACACUGUGGAUCAGUCUGGGACUCCCCACCCAGCACAGACUCCUCUCAAUUCACUUGGUUCAUUUCGAAACUCCCAGUCGGGAUAUGUGGGAAUGAUCCCCAGGAAACGGGAGUCUGUCGUACGAAUGAGUUUGCGAGCAGCAUCGGCUGUGAUAACGGGUCGUCCUCUUCUGAGACCACCUCCACACAGAAGAAACAAAAAAAGCUUUGUAUAUCCCAGCAACUUUAUGGAAGAUGUCAUUGACAGUCCAGAACCUCUGGACUCCUCAUUUUUUAGUAAGAUCGAUGCUCCUGAUGAAGGUUACUCAAUGCAGGAUGAUGUGUUUGAAUCUCCAUCACUAUCAGAUUCCUGGCCUAGGAUGGACAUGAACUUUGCCAAGAGGCUGCAAGCAUCAUUGCCGUAUUUCACUUACUGGAUCACGUUUGUUCACAUUUUGAUCAGCUUUAUGGCGAUUGGGAUUUAUGGAAUUGUCCCGGUCGGGUUUGCACAGCAUGUGAAAACACAGCUGGUGUUGAGGAAUAAAGGGGUGUAUGAGAGUGUGCAACAUAUACAGCAAGAGAACUUUUGGAUUGGACCAAGCUCGGUUGCUCUCAUUCACCUCGGAGCAAAGUUUUCUCCCUGCUUACGGAGGGACCAGUCCAUUGCAAAACUUAUUGAGAAGCAAAGAGAACAGGAGAGAAACUCUGGCUGUUGUGUUCAGAAUGAUAACUCUGGGUGUGUACAGACGCUGGAGGAAGAUUGUUCGGAAACACUUGCAACGUUUGUAAAAUGGCCAAAGUUGCAGGCCCCCUACUUGGAAUCCACCAAUGGGAGUAGAACAUCUGGGGGAGUGUGCCAUCAGGAUCCAAGAACAUGUGAGGAACCAGCCUCUGCUGAACCACACAUCUGGAAGGAUGACAUUACACAAUGGCCAAUUUGCACUUAUCAAGCAAAGAAGAAACAGACAGGUCUGAAACACCUGGAUUGUGCUAUCAAAGGAAGACCCUGCUGCAUUGGGACAAAGGGCAGAUGUGAAAUCACUACCAGAGAAUACUGCCAGUUUAAGGAUGGAUAUUUCCAUGAGGAAGCAACCUUGUGUUCACAGGUACACUGUCUGGAUGAAGUAUGUGGGUUAUUGCCAUUCCUGAAUCCAGAUGUUCCAGAUCAGAUCUACAGGCUUUGGCUCUCCCUGUUUCUUCAUGCUGGGAUUAUCCACUGCCUGAUUUCCGUGCUAUUCCAAAUGACCAUUCUUCGGGACCUGGAGAAGUUGGCAGGUUGGCUGCGCAUUUCAAUCAUCUACAUCCUGAGUGGAAUGAUGGGAAACUUGGCAAGUGCGAUCUUCCUGCCGUACAGAGCUGAGGUUGGUCCUGCAGGAUCGCAAUUUGGUUUGUUGGCCUGUCUCUUUGUAGAAUUAUUUCAGAGUUGGCCGAUCCUGGAGAAACCAUGGAAAGCCUUGAUGAAGUUGAUGGGAAUUGUUCUUUUUCUUUUUACCUUUGGCUUGUUGCCUUGGAUUGACAAUAUUGCCCAUAUAUUUGGAUUUAUUAGUGGUUUCCUGCUAUCUUUUGCCUUCUUGCCGUACAUUACGUUUGGCCAAAGUGAUAAAUACAGGAAGAUAAUAAUGAUCAUUGUCUCGCUUCUGGUCUUUAUUGGACUUGCAGCAUCUCUGGUGAUCUGGUUCUACAUUUAUCCCACUAAGUGUCACUGGUGUGAAUACCUCACCUGCAUACCAUUCACCAGCAACUUUUGUGAAAAGUAUGACCUCGAUCAAACCAUAAGUGAACAAUAAUUUGGAGCAUGCAGUUUUUGGAUAAAUGAACCAUGAACUUACUGAAAAAGGCAGCUGGGUAAUGGUAACAGAGUUAGUGUAUGCAAAUUGUACAGCCUAUUGUUAGUAAGAUUGAAAAGCUGAAUAGUGUUGUUAGACUGGGCAUUUGGAAAAUGGAAUGCAGUGCUUACUGUGUGAUAGUUUGAAAUGCUGAGAAUAUGACAAUAUCAUCCGAUUACUGCCUUAGUCAAUUACUCUGCUCCACAACUAUUCAACGCAAUAACUCUGUUCUGAGUGUUGUUUAUUGGUUUGCAAACAUUGAUUGUCUUCUCUUUACAAAUCGAGAGGAAGAAACUAAUGUAAAUUGUGAAAAAUCUGCAUUUGCCUGUAACUUCCACAUCUGGACAAUAUAAUCUUUUUGAUGAGUCAUGAAUUUGAUUGAAUGUUUGUUGGUGUAGUUGUAAAGGCAGAUUCUGUUAAACCUACUAAUUAGCAAUGUCUUUGAGGGUUCUGUGUAUGUUGAAUUUUUUUUGCUGUUGAUUUUAUGUUUCUUGCUAGCUUACACUCAUACUUCAUUUUCACUUUCAUUAUGAUUCCAGUUGAUGUUACUACUGGGCCAGUCAGAUCCCAGAAUGAAAUCUGCCUUGAUAAAUCAGUUUUCUAAAUUUAACUUGGUGGUCAUUCACUGAUACAGAGGCACAGAAGAUUGAAGAUUUUUUUAACAAUAAAAUGAAGUUUAUUACAUAAAAAGGGAACAUAAAAUAAAACAAAUCAAGCUAGCAAAUAUAAAUCAGUGUAAAAGAACUGAAGAUACAUGGCAAAACAAAGUCUCACUAUUCUCCAACACCAUCAUCUCAUAGUGAGUCAAAUCCACAAAAAUCACCAUUCCAUACCAACCUUUAAGUUUGACUGUU